Aspergillus japonicus CBS 114.51 is the source of this 1076-nucleotide messenger RNA. RefSeq names its product acyl-CoA thioesterase. Lineage: Eukaryota; Fungi; Ascomycota; Eurotiomycetes; Eurotiales; Aspergillaceae. Gene Ontology annotation, cellular component: mitochondrion. The record is from RefSeq and is a predicted model, not a curated record. The transcript has 2 exons. Bases 343 to 1029 code for a protein of 228 amino acids. Gene Ontology annotation, molecular function: fatty acyl-CoA hydrolase activity.
CUUCAAUCGGAUCAGACUUCCUCUAGAGCAUACACCUCAAUCGUCGAGCAGCAGAAUCAAUCUCUAUACUGGUGGCAACCGACACAACCAGCCGAGGUCCCCUGAAUCUCAUCACACUGCCCCACAUCCCGGUAGAAAUCAUAAACCUAUUUACAGUACAUCCGCCCUCCGCAUUCUCGCCAUCAACCUAGCCUAGUGCCUACUCCGAACCCAAUUGCAGACUAUCUCCUUACUUGAUCACCCCGAAGAGCCUGGCCUAUACCCGCCUAUCUGCUAGAAUCAAAUCCUCAACAAGCGGACCACGCAAAUAACCCCCUUCCCCCUAAACCAACCCCACCAACAAUGCCACCACCCACAACCACCACAACGACCGCAACCAAAAAGCGCCGCACACGCAGCGACUACCUCUUCCACCAAACCCACCAAACAAGAUGGCACGACAACGACAUGUACGCCCACCUCAACAACACCGUCUACACCAAGCUCUUCGACUCCAUCAUCAACACCUACCUAAUCACGCACUGCGGCAUGAACCCCUUCAGCGCCAACAACCCCACGGAAAAAGACCGCACUUUGAACCUCCAGCCGGGGUCCCAAUCCACCCCCCAACCCGGGUCCCAAACCACCGGGUCCCAAACCAACGAAUCCCAAACCACCUCUCAAACCUCACCGGCAACCUCACCGACAACCCCCCAAAUCGGCCUCAUCAUCGCCUCGCACUGCGACUACUUCGCCAGCGUCAGCUUCCCGGACACGCUCGAGCUGGGCCUGCGCGUCAACCAGCUCGGGCGCUCGAGCGUGACCUACGAGGUGGGCGUGUUCCGGCGCGGCGAGGCCGCCGUGAAGGUGGUGGGCGGGUAUACGCAUGUCUUCGUGGCGCGGGAGACGAUGCGGCCGACGGCCGGCGAAAUGGAUCCGGCGGUGCGGCGCGGGUUGGAGCGGUUGCUUGUCGCAGGUAGUAGUAGUAGUAGUAGUCAGGAAGAUGGCGGUCAGGGGCCGCGGCUGGCGGGUGAGAAGGCGCGGUUGUAGGUUCCUUUAGACAGAUGUGCUUGACUUUAUCUACCUCCUGAUUUAGC